Molecule: messenger RNA, 1125 nt
Organism: Adineta steineri
Lineage: Eukaryota; Metazoa; Rotifera; Eurotatoria; Adinetida; Adinetidae
Source: the annotation of a GenBank genome assembly
AUGCCAUCUGUUUUGAGCACUCGUAAAGAUACUGACAAGAAAGAAUAUUUAUUAUAUGAAACAAAACCAUUUCAACAAGCACGUGAACGUACUUUUCUAGUAUGGAAAUUAGGAUUAUAUCCAUGUCGAAUGAAAAUGAAAGAAGCUGGGUGGUUUAUUGUUCGUAUUGAAGAUAAUGAAUUUGUUUCUGUAUGUUUAUAUUGUAAAAUUGCAUGUAAAGGAUGGAAUUGUCAUCAUGACCCAUAUGAAGUUCAUAAAUUCUUAUCGCCAAAAUGUGUUUAUGUCUUAUAUGGUCGUACUAUACAAACACCAUCAUCAUCGAUUGUUGAGUCUAUGUCACGUCAUGAACAAACUCGACCAUCAAAACAUAAAAUGGCAAUAUUACCAGAAAGAAUAAAAUCUUUUGAACGAUGGCCACUUAAAACACUUCAUCCAUCGUUUGAUGCUCUUGCCCAGGGUGGUUUCUUUUAUAAUAAUAAAAAUACAACAACUCAAUGUUUUUCUUGUCAUUGUCAAAUAUCUAUCACAAAUAUAAGUGAUAAUCAUAUAUUAGCACAUACAAAUUCUUGUAAAUAUGCAAAACAUUUACAAAAUCAUUCAUCACGAAAUCCUCUUAAUAUACAAUCAUCAAAUAAAACUUAUGACUUCAAUAUAAAUCAAGUGAAUGAUACAACAUUCUAUUAUUUACAAUGCACUAGUGAUACAACAAUACCUGCAAUACUUUUAGCAACAAAAAUUAUUUUUCCAAAUGAACAAGAAUUAGAAAAAAAUUUAAAACAAUUACAUCCAAUUGAUCAUCAACAUCGAAAAAUUAAUAGAAUGACAAGUUCAGAUGGACCAUUGGUUAAUAAUUUAAAAACUUUAGCUAGAAACCCUGUUGAUUUAACAAAUACAGCGAAUAAUUUACAACAUUUAAUAGACGAAUCUACAAUAUUAGACAUGCAGACAACGUUUAAUUCAGUCUUUCAAUGUAAAACAUGUUUAACUAAUGAAGCUUCUCCUCAUAGUGUUCCCAUUGGUUGUGGUCAUAUAGGGCUUUGUUUAAACGAAUGUUUUUCAAAAUGGAACACUUGUGUUAUAUGUGGUUAUACUCUUGGUAGGUCAAUGCGUAUAUAUAAUGUCUAG